AUGGCCUCAUACCACCAAUUCCCUCCUGUUAGUGCUGCCUUUAGACUAUCAUCUGCGUCGUUCCUCGAGGGCGUCCUCUCCGACAUGGACGGUACUCCUGCCUACUCGCUCUUUACUGCUCGCGGCGUCACCACUCUCUCUCGCGUCGGCCCCAACCUAACCAGAACACAAACGUCCCAAAUAUUCUGGCCGAGAGAGCCCAGAGACCAGGAGAGAGCCAAGGAGGCAGGAGAGACGGUAGUCGCAACCCCGAAUGGAAAGAUGCUCAUGGACGACGUACUCCGGCCCAGCGGUUCUGGCCGCUCCCGCAAAAUGACCGUACCGGGCUCAUCAGUAUAUCUGAGAUGGAAAUACGACUCGAGUGGGCAUGCAUGGCAUUGCACUUCUCCUUCGCGUGCGGCCAUUGCCACACUUAGACUUGUCCCCGGAAAACCUGGAACGACCCUACAUAUCCACACAACGUCGAUCCCUGCAUCAUAUCACCCAUAUCAGCACGGCUACGACUCGGACACCUCAGAGGCUAGCCCGAACCCACAUGCAGCUCAGAACCUAUUCGACGCCCUUGUCUUGGCUUCCGUACUCUUGUCCACUCACCCAGAUGCAUGGCGUUCUCGUCUGACUAGAACUUCAAACGAGCGCCCGCUACCGGCCCCGCCCGUCAGCGGUUCGCCUCAACUCUCAGCCUACGAAAGAACCAUUGGCAAAUCACCUACCUCUCGGCCUUCGUCUUCUUCAUCUAGUUCAUAUGCAGGGACCGACCUUCCCCCACAAUACAGUCCCCGAGGCUGGCCUUCCCCUUCUUCGUCUUGUAAACUCUGA
Rhizoctonia solani is the source of this 819-nucleotide messenger RNA. RefSeq lists its product as uncharacterized. The transcript is spliced from 2 exons. The coding region runs from base 1 to 819 and encodes 272 amino acids. The record is from RefSeq and is a predicted model, not a curated record. NCBI's taxonomy places the organism in Eukaryota, Fungi, Basidiomycota, Agaricomycetes, Cantharellales, Ceratobasidiaceae.